Molecule: messenger RNA, 2467 nt
Organism: Schistosoma mattheei
Lineage: Eukaryota; Metazoa; Platyhelminthes; Trematoda; Strigeidida; Schistosomatidae
Source: the annotation of a GenBank genome assembly
GGCAAACAAACAUGAUUUCUUCAAAUGAAUAAGAUAUUAGAUUUUGACCUUGAUCUAAGUAAUAACCCAUUAUGCACAUUUCUGAAUUUCAGAGGAAAUGAAAAUAUUUAGAAGUCUGAGAAGGAAAUGCUUUGAGACUGACGAUGUAAAUGUCGGCGAUUUGGUGGUUAAGACCAGACAGAAACAUCGUCUAAUGGCAGUUAUAUUCGAGGAAAUAAAUAAUCUGGUCGUCCUAAAUAAAAAGUCGACAGAUUCAAUAAGUGAAGUGUUAAAAUCACUUCUUCAUUAUCUCAAUUCCAAUACAACAGGUAGUAUAAUAUUUCCUUUAAUACAUGAUUUAGAAAAUGCUCAUUUCGAAUUAACGGACACAUUGAAUAAACUAUUACCAGAGCCUAUUAUAAAACAAAUGGUAAAAUAUAAACAUUUAGAGCCCCAAUUAAAACAACUGGAAUCUACAGCACAUCGUGUACAUCGACAUAAGCGUAAUCUUAAUCAAAGUUAUAGCCGGAGCCGAAGUACAGUUAAAAAGGAGAAAGCGCAUAUUAAUUACAGGACAUCUUCAAUGAAUUAUGACUAUUUAACUAAUUGUUUAAUGGAUAAAAUGAAUACAGUUGAAAAUGAAGGUACAAUGGCUUGCUGUGAUGCAUUGUUUGUCCUUGUGUCGACGUAUAAACAAUUCAGUGAUCGAAUAUACUCUGUAUUAAAUUAUUUGUUUGAAGAAGUCAACAAACUACACGAAUGUGCUGCAAGAGAAUUGAAUAUGUCUUAUGCUAAAUCACUAAAAAAUAUAGAAAAUGCAACUCAAGCAACUAAAUGGAAAGCAUCAAGUAUAAUGAGUUCUCAAGAUCGUGAAGGUUCCAUAUGCAGAAGUUCAUCAAGAGGACGAAUAAUGUCCAGCAAUUUCGAUUCAAGUGAUCGUCCAGCCACAGAAAACACUGAACAUGAUCCACUUUCAGUGACUGAACUUAACAGUGAAUUAUUGGGGAUAAUAACACGUCAGAAAUCAUCUGACGAAACAAUCGGUUCAAACCAUUCUUAUCAUUGUUUGAACAAAAAAUCAUCAUCAAACUCAUCAUCACUAACAUUACCGCUACCACCACCACCAUCCCUUCAACCGCCAUCAUCAAAAGCAUACAUAAAGACAAUGGUGACAAAUACAACAAAUGAAUCGCAGUCUAAAGAAUCUCUGUCGCAGAAAGAUACAAACGGAGCAUUGUGUAAGAUAUCCUCUUCACGGUUAUCACAAUCAUCAACCUCACUGUCGACAACAAAGUCAAAUGAAAUCAUAGAUUCAAAUGAUCACGAAAAUUCUAAUGAUACGACUACUUUAAACUCUGUUAGUAUUCAAAUGACAAAAGUUGAUGAUACUGACAAUCCUGGUAUGAAAAGUAACAAUGGUGAUGAUUUUAACAGUGAUAAAACUAAUAACGAUAAUAGUGGUAAUAAGGAAAAGUGUACAUUGACAAACAACCUGUUGUUCAAUUCAACUUCAUCAGCAUCGACUUAUUCCAUUUGUCAAUUUCCGUAUUAUUCCAAUCAAAAAUCCCAUCAUUACAAUCAAAACUAUCCCUAUGAUAUUAAAUCACCAACCGUUUCGACAAUUUACUCAAUAAGAAAUAAUAAUCCCAGUAGUAGCAUACUUACUGAAAAAACCGAAACAUUACUACCGAUUAUGAAAUCAUCAAAUGUGUGUAAUCUGAAUUAUGCUACUGAAAAGUCACUAAGUAGCAUGCUUUAUUUAAAUAAAAAUAACAUGAACCCAUUGAGUGAUAGUUGUCCUUAUGACAAUAACAAUGAAAUUAGUUGUAUACCAAUAAUUGUUCAAAAAAAUUCAUGGUCAAACACUUCUCCCAUUAAUAAUAAUGAUAAUAACAAAAACAGCAACAGUAGUAAUAAUAGUACUCGUGAAUUUGGUUCGGAUGCUAUUAAUAGCAAUGAUAAUCACAGGUCUCUAUAUCGAGAAUCAUUAUUAAAUGAUAAUGAAGUUAGAUCACCAAAACAAAAUAUUAUAUCUUGGGGUUGUUUACCGUCACCAAUAACUGAGGAAGAGGAUGAGUGAAUCAGAAAGAAAAAAAAAGAAGGUAAAAUAUUUACCUAAUUUGAAUAUUAGAUAACUGUCCAUUAUUUAAAUAGAUAGUCAUGAAUUAUGUCGAUGAAAAGAGAAAAAACAAAACUUCUAUUUUGUCAUCAUAAUUGGUUCAAUGGAAUGUAAUUGAAAGUAAAAUGUUAUUACAUAAUCAUAUAUUACUUUAAUCAGAUAUCAGUAGAAUAAUGACUGAUUGAUUGACUACCUAUCAGUAGUUUAUAUUAUAUUGACAUGAGUUUUGCCGUUUACUUUGCUUUCAAGUAUUUUCAGAAUCAUUGAUUUCUCUUAUUUUUUUUGGAAUAAACAUUAACGUUAACUUUUUUUAAACAUUUAAUUAAUUGAAUAGGCUUUUGCAUAAUAAUUUGGACAUUAAUCUUACAG